AUGCAACCGUCGGUCAGAAUUCGUGCGCGAGCACGCCCGGAUAUAUAUGCGGCGGCGCACUGGGUCCAACAGAAUAGGGCCCAGUUUACUAGUCCUGUCUUCUUGCCAAUAUACAUGGAAAUAAUAAUAAAAGAAGACAGACCUUCACCUGCCAAACCAUCGAAGAUUACAACCUCUUUAAGAGGGAAGCACAAAAUUGCGCGUCAACGUGAUGUGGUGCGGCAGCCAAACUCUGGAGGAGUACAACCACUCCAAGAGUUACAACGGCAUGGUGUGGACUGUUACUUCUGGAUCAAAUUGAGGGUUCUUCGCGAUUAUUUGAAAUAUUCGUUCGGUGGGGGGAUUCUUUAA
Paraglomus occultum is the source of this 351-nucleotide messenger RNA. Lineage: Eukaryota; Fungi; Glomeromycota; Glomeromycetes; Paraglomerales; Paraglomeraceae. The record is from the annotation of a GenBank genome assembly.